AUUGCUGAAAUGUCCCCAGUAAUCGGACAUUCAUUAUGAGUGGCAACGAAACUGCCUUGAAGCUUAGAACGGUAGUUAAGCCGUCACUUUCAUUAGUCUAAUAUCCACUAGACCCGCUGGGACUGUUUAUUCUUCACUCUCAGAGCGCAUUAUUUUGCGCACCAUUACGCAGCAGCUUCGGAAGAUGGACGUGAACUGUAAAAUCUACGGCUUUUUGACAUGUAUCCUCCAGGCACUUCUGCUGUCAUCGGCCACCCUGGAACCGUUCGACCUGCUUUAUGAUAACGGAGUGGAGGCUUUUUAUAAAGGAGAUUAUGGCAAUGUGGUGCGGUAUAUGGAGAGCGCGCUGAAGAGUUUCUCUGAAGUGCGCCAGACCAGAAUCAGAUGCAGGCUGAAAUGCAGUGACCAGCAUCGCUUUGACAGCUUUCUGACUGAUAAGAUUUUUGAAGUGAUCCUUUAUAGAGGGCAUUGUUUAAAUCAAUGCAUUGAUGGAAAAAUCGGAGCCCAGUCCAUGCAUAAAAUUAGUGAGGAUGUCAUUCAAGAUUUCAAUAGAAGAAAUCCCUAUAACUACCUGCAACUUGCCUACAGAAAACUCGGGCAACUGGACAAAGCUGCAUCUGCUGCUCAUACAUAUUUCCAGGCCAACCCUGAGCAUGUGGAAAUGGGAGAGGACCUGGAGCAGUACAAAGCCCAGAAAGGUGUAAAAGAGGAAGACUUUAUUGACCGGGAAUCCCGCCCACACCAGAAAACCUUCUUUGCUGGGGUGAAGCUCUACGACAAAGGCAACUAUGAAGAGUCCGUGACGCUCUUUGAAGAGGCUCUGACUGAGUAUUACCGUGCCGAUAUGGAGUGUCGGGCCCUCUGUGAAGGGCCGCAGCACUUCGAGGAGCAGAAACACGUCUUGUACAAAUACAACCUCUACGAGCUAAUCUCAGAUCAUUACACACAGGUUCUUCACUGUCAGCACGAGUGUGUCCGAGACUUGGCCACGCGCCCCGGGCGCCUGUCGCCCGUGGAAAACUACCUGCCACUGCAUUACGACUACCUGCAAUUUGCCUAUUUCCAAGCUGGGAGGAAUGAAGAGGCGUUGGAGUGUGGGUUGACCUACCUGUUGUUCCACGAAGGUGAAGAGUUCAUGUCUGAGAAUGUGGAGUAUUACAGGGAGGUGCUGGGACAUGAUGGCCAGCCUCGUAAGGAAGCUGAACAGUACCUAAGGCGGCACAAACAGGAGUUAGACCUGCUCCUCAUCGGCAGCAGCAAUCUUGGAGUGCCCUAUAUUGAAGGGCACUACUGGAGCAGUUCGGGCGGUAGAGAAGAUGCUAACAGGAUUCCUUCUGGUACCGAUGGCUGGAUGGACUAUGUGCCAAUAUCAGCAAAGAGAAAUCUCACAAUGUCUGCGUUACAAGAGCUGCGAGAAGGAGGUCCAUUGCUGUAUGAGAAUGUACGGCUUGUACAAAACUCUGACACCCUGAAUGGAAGCCAGAGGGUGCUUUUUGAUGAUGUCAUCAGUGAGGACGAGUGCUCUGAGCUCAAACAUCUGGCAUACACUGUCACUGCUGCUGGUGACGGCUACAAGGGGAAAAUGUCUCCCCACACACCAAAUGAGAAAUUCGAAGGGGCGACAGUAUUGAAAACGCUGAAGUAUGGCUACGAUGGACGUGUUCCUUUAAAAAGUGCCCGCCUCUUUUAUGAUGUCAGUGAGAAGGCCAGGCGGAUAAUUGAGUCAUACUUCAUGCUAAACUCUACUCUGCAUUUCUCAUACACACAUCUAGUGUGUAGGACCGCCAUAUCUGGUCAGCAGGACCACAGAAACGACCUCAGUCACCCAAUACAUGCUGACAACUGUCUUCUGGACCCAGAAGCGAAUGAGUGCUGGAAAGAGCCACCCGCUUACACCUACCGAGACUACAGUGCCCUGCUGUAUUUGAAUGGCGAUUUUGAUGGCGGAGAAUUCAUCUUUACAGAAAUGGACGCCAAGACUGUCACUGCCUCAGUGAAGCCCAGAUGCGGGCGGAUGGUGGGGUUUUCGUCUGGCGGUGAGAAUCCACACGGUGUGCGAGCGGUCACUAGGGGGCAGCGGUGUGCUGUUGCGCUCUGGUUCACUUUAGACCCCCUCUACAGGGAGCUGGAGAGGCUUCAAGCUGAUGAGGUGAUGCAAGCCCUUGAUAGUCAGCACAUGUGGGAGAACGACCUGCAUAUAAACCCAAAAGACGAGUUAUAGUCCAUCAACCAAUGGAAGAGAAAGCACAGGGUUCACGUCAUUACUUAUUUAUUGAAUGAUCAGAAUGAUUUUAUUUUUUUACUGUGUGACAUUUUGUUUCUGUUUGUGAGAAUUUUAUUGUUGUUGUUAUUAUUAUGUGUGCAUGUAAAAUCUCAGUUCACAAUUGAUCAUCUCAAAAUUAUUCCAUGGUAUUUCUAUUCUGGUAAAAAAAAACUGAGUUUUCAUGAUCCCUUUUCUGUUGUAAUAUCCUGUUUACAGCAAAUUGCGGAAGUAAAAUGGGUCUUUUAUGUUGACUUUAAAAGAAACAGGGAACAUAAUUUAAAUUUCUAUCAAGGAAAGUAUGGUUUGACUUUGGUUUUAUUGAAUGAAACGCAUUUAUACCACCAAAGAGUGAAUUGACACUGUACAACAGCAUAUAUCCAUAGCUUUUUAGAUGUGUUUUAUAUUCAAGUUGAUUUAACUAGACAUAAUCCAAGUUACCUAUCGAAACAGACUAUGAAAAAUGAGGAUUUGCACAGUUAUAUACUUACUGUAUAUUCUUCUGUGAUAUUAACAUACAGUAGCUAUCAGUUGUUUUAAUGGUGGACUGUGGUUUCCUUCACAUUGUGACACCGCAGUGCUUUCAGAUGAGUUAAUUUAUACUGUUUACAAAUGAACUGACUCGAGCUAUGCUGUAGUUUGAUCGUAGACUGCUAUAACAGCAAGCGUCAGCAUUUGAUAUUAGGAACCUUUUUAAUAAAAGAUGCUAUUUGUUCCUGUUUCAAGGAAUUUGAACUUAAAUGUGGCAUAUUAAUUGUCCUUUCCUUUCAAAUUCAUUGACUCGUGUUACAUAUCUCUCUGUGGGUAGUUGAAAUGUGCUUUGCACACUUGCCUCAGCUCUUGUCGAAUUUGAACAAGGACGACAGCCACUUUUUCUCACUGAUAUUUAAUUACAUGAGUAUUUAAGUCUGCUUUUACUGUAUGUAAUGCACAAUGAUGUUUGCGAUAUGUAUUUUAAAUUAAAGACUUUAUUAUUCUUA
Messenger RNA from Onychostoma macrolepis, 3240 nucleotides. It is a transcript of the gene p3h2, whose product is annotated as prolyl 3-hydroxylase 2. Gene Ontology annotation, molecular function: procollagen-proline 3-dioxygenase activity; L-ascorbic acid binding; protein binding. Bases 185 to 2221 code for a protein of 678 amino acids. NCBI's taxonomy places the organism in Eukaryota, Metazoa, Chordata, Actinopteri, Cypriniformes, Cyprinidae. Gene Ontology annotation, cellular component: endoplasmic reticulum. The transcript is spliced from 15 exons. The record is from RefSeq and is a predicted model, not a curated record. Gene Ontology annotation, biological process: collagen metabolic process.